AUGCCACCUUCCAAAACUGAAGUUAUCCUCACGGGGAUCGACAAUUGGGACGACUGGCAGAAGUUUAUUGCAAGCUUAAUUGAUAUAGACAUCUGGGAAGCGAUUAAACCUGCAAACCAAACUCAAGUGCUUCUACGAAAGCCAAGAAGACCACAGGUAUCUGAUUUCAAUGCAAACGCUGAGACUGAAGUCAAUCUUACGUCAUCUCAAGUCAACGCUUUCAGACUAGCCCGUGAAAAUUGGAAAGAUAGCUCCAAAGAGUAUGAGCAACAGAAAACCAAUCUCAUCAAGGCUAAAAGCGUUAUCAUCAGCUAUGUGGAUGAGAGAUUAGGUCGUUAUCUUGACCAAGACCACGAUCUCCCCCGCUGGAUUGAUAGUCUAUCUGUAGCAGUCAACGCCGAACAGACUAAAGCAACGGACACACUUGUGAUUGAGUACCAGCAGAUCAUCAAGUCAUUUAGGUGCACCGAUUCAGCCACUUUCGCAGACUGGAUCUGGAAAUGGGAGAACUUCUUGCUAAAAGCUGCACGGCAUCGAAUGCUUGAAGUAUCAGGUGGUCGUUGGCUAUUUGACAUCGCCCGCCUUAUGGCCAAACAUAAUGGCAACUUCACCGAUAACUGCAGACAAGCUGCAGAAUCACUUGUUCUAAAGACAAAAGAUUACAAUCGGGCUGUUGAGCAAGGAGUACAACAGUUAUUACAACUCUACGAUCUUAGUGAUCAUGGCAGGCUACGAGAGGCAGCAAUAGCAAUUCAGGGAGCUCUGAUUCACACCCCUCCCAACGCUACGGAUGCGAGCAAGGAAUGGUCAAUUGGAAGCGUAGCUGUCAAGUUACGGACCUGGGGCAGUUCUGCACUUCCAGCACAAUCAGAAAGAUCCUCCGCCAGACGGGGAACUGCGUUCCAAGCUGAUACCAGAAAGAAUAAUCAGAACGGAGGUGCAAACCAAUCCCGAUCAAAUCGAAAAAGGACGCGAUCAGACAACCAGCAGGAUAGCAAUAAGAGACAAGAAAUAGGCUGUGAAGCUUGUGGCCAGCCGCGACAUGAUCUUAGUUCGUCUUGGCUAGCUAUCCCAGAAAUUCGGCCUAAAGGAGUACCUGCGAAUCACCGUCUAGAAGAGCUGCAGCGCAGAAAGACCAGGAACACCGAGUCAAGCUUGGAGCGACGAAUCGUUGGUCAAGCAUUGUCACUAGGGGCUGCGUUUCCAAUAUGUUUAGAGACCUGUCUGCAAGCUGACCAGUAUCCGUUACGAUCGUCAACCAUUCUUGACUGCGGAGCUUCGUUGGAUAUAUUCAACGAACUUGCUAGAUUUAAGUCAAUAAGGAAACCAAAAGCAGGAGAAGAGCACUAUCUAAUUGCUGUAGAUUCAGAGGUCAAAAUUGAAGGCUACGGACGGGUUGACGUCCCAGUCAUAAAACCCGAUGGAUCAAUUGGCAUCUUGCGAAUCAAAGAUGCGGCAUAUUGCCCCACAUUCGCUGUCAAUGUUGUAUCGUUCCAGAGUCUUUAUGAUCGAGGCAUCCGUUGGGACACAAUAUCGACUCCAACACGGCUAAUCCAUAAGUCUGGAACAUUAAUCUGUAUAGUUCAAAGAUACUACAAGCAAUGGGUUCUCGAGUAUCAGGAGACUACCGACGCUAGCUUAAAGGCAGCGGCCGCCUAUAUGGCCAGAAGGAGAAGGCGUACGAGCCGAGACCCAAGAGCAGAAUCUGCUGCGGAUGGAACGGUGUGGCACAACCGACUGGGCCAUCCUAGCCCGAAGACAAUUGAGCAGUUAGGAAAGAAAUGUCUUGGGGUCAAGCUGCGAGGACCAAGAACUGUGGAAUGCGACCACUGCGGCCGAGGCAAGAUGCACCGGCAGAUAUCCCGGAGGCGGCCAAUAAGACCAAACAAAUUACCAAGGCUAUGUCCGAGUUAUGUUUAUCACGGAUGCAUGUUAAGGUCUUGUUUUUCCUUAUUUCUGAAGAGCCAUGGUCUAGGCAAAGAAAACCGAAGAAUUCUGCGAGACUUCUUCAACUGGAUAGAGGUUCAACAUAGUUUCAAGCCAAAAGCUAUACGAUCAGAUGCCGAACUAUUCAGCAAGGAAGUCCGGAUAGAACUAAAGCUAAGAUCUAUUCAAUCGAAAAGGUCGGCACCAAAUACUCAGGCUCAAAAUGGAGGUGCCGAGAGAUCAGGGGGUGCAAUUAUGGAAAAGGUCCGAACAAUGCGCAUAGCUGCAAAUCUGCCACACAAUUUGUGGAAGGACAUUGUGGAGGCUUCUUGCUACCUUCGCAACCGAACACCUCUUGAACGAAAUAAGCGGCAAAGCCCAUUUGAAAGAGUCUUUAAGAAGCAACCGGAAAUUAGUCACUUAAAAGCUUACGGUUGUAAGGCUUUUGCGAUGACAGCAGAUGCCCAAUUCAAACUUCAGAGAAAGCAAAAGCUUGAACCGAGAGCACAUAUAGGGUACCUUGUGGGCUAUCAUUCCUCAAACAUCUACAAAGUCUGGGUUCCACACAAGGAUAAGACUAUCUUAACCCGAGAUGUUAUUUUAAUGAAUCUGUUGCUAGAGGACGUCGAAAUUCCAGAAGAGCAACAGGCUAUAGAGUCUGUACUUGAACAAGAUGAAACUGCUCGUUAUCUCGAGGACUCAGACGAAGAGGAGGUUCUGGGUGAGAUCGUUGUGGAUACAGGAGAACAGGAUGAGCCGGAUGAUGAGGACAAUGAAGACGCUUGUGACAGGUCAGAAGAGCUAGGAUAUCUUACGCCGCCACUGACCGACCCUGAGCUUGAAGAAAGCCCAGAAGGGGUGGAUAAUACAGGCCACAACUCAAACUGCUGCGACUACAAGGUAGAGCAGAUCAGUGCCAACUAUCGAUUCCACGAAUUCCAUCCAACUCGAAUUGAGACAGCAGUCCAUGGUGCAUUUAAUGCUGGGAUUAAGUUUCAGCCGCACAAGAGAGACCUACCAAAAGCUCCAAAAACCAUGAAGGACCUUGAAGGCCACCCACUUAAGGAUGAAUUUAUCAAGGCACAGCAAGAGCACCUUGAGUCACAUAGCCGGAUGGAUUCCUUUGUUGAGGUGCCUUGGUCACGAGCUAAAGGUCAAAGAGUUCUAAGCUGCAUGUGGGUAUUUACCUACAAGACGGAUAAGCAUGGUCUUCUUCAGAAAUGCAAGGCGCGGCUUGUUGUGUGCGGGAACCAACAAGAAAAGAAUGCUCUCCCGACCCGCGCAACAACGCUAGCCAGCAUGUCAUUCCGAGCGCUAAUGGCGAUAGCCGCUGAACAUGACCUAGAACUGGAACAGAUGGAUGCUGUCAAUGCAUUUGUAAAUUGCGAAUUAGAUGAAGUUGUCUAUAUGCGUAUGCCACCAGGAUAUGAGAAAUAUGGAAGAGUGUUAAGGUUGAAGAAAGCACUUUACGGCCUGCGAAGGUCACCACUGUUGUGGCAAAAGGAGUUGACAAAGAGCCUCCAAGAACUAGGUUUUCAACCAGUGCCACAAGAGCCAUGCGUUAUGACUAAAGGAUCUGUGAUCGUCUUCUUCUUUGUUGACGACAUCAUCUGGGCAUACAAGAAAUCCGAUAAAGAAAUCGCCAAGGAAGCCGUAGAAGGCUUGAAAAGCAGAUAUAAUAUGACACAGCUAGGCGAGCCAAAAUGGUUCCUCGGUAUUCACAUCUUGAGAGACAGGCGAAACAGAACAAUUUGGUUGACUCAAGACGCGUAUAUUGACAAAAUAGCGCACAAGUUCUCCAUCCAGCCAGAAGGCAAGGUGCUACUCACACCUAUGGGCCUAGAAGAAUUACUGAAAUCGGGGACACAAGCGACAAAGAAGUCAAUCGAAGUCUACCAACAAAAGGUUGGAUCCGUUUUGUUCGCAGCCAUUUCAACCAGGCCAGACAUAGCAUUCGCAGUCAGCCGAUUAGCACGGCAUAACCUCAAUCCGAGCGAUGCACACCACAGAGCAGCGGAUAGAGUGAUCCAGUACCUCUAUUCCACUAGAUCAUUUGCUCUGAGACUUGGAAAUAAUGCUCAACAAAACAGCAAAUCAGUUGAAACUUUCAUCGGCUCGAGUGAUGCAUCAUUCGCCGAUAACACGGAAGAUCGGAAAAGCUCACAAGGCUAUGUAUUAAGACUGUACGGUGGACCGAUUGCAUGA
Messenger RNA from Pochonia chlamydosporia 170, 4131 nucleotides. Its product is annotated as fungal specific transcription factor. Gene Ontology annotation, biological process: DNA integration. Gene Ontology annotation, molecular function: nucleic acid binding. NCBI's taxonomy places the organism in Eukaryota, Fungi, Ascomycota, Sordariomycetes, Hypocreales, Clavicipitaceae. The coding region runs from base 1 to 4131 and encodes 1376 amino acids. The transcript has 5 exons. The record is from RefSeq and is a predicted model, not a curated record.